Coffea eugenioides is the source of this 3030-nucleotide messenger RNA. RefSeq lists its product as uncharacterized. The coding region runs from base 427 to 2838 and encodes 803 amino acids. The transcript has a single exon. NCBI's taxonomy places the organism in Eukaryota, Viridiplantae, Streptophyta, Magnoliopsida, Gentianales, Rubiaceae. Gene Ontology annotation, cellular component: plasma membrane. The record is from RefSeq and is a predicted model, not a curated record. Gene Ontology annotation, molecular function: calcium ion binding; protein binding.
GCAGCUGGAGCAAAAAGGGGAACCCCUACACCCUUUUCCUCUUCUCUUUAGUCUUUUCCACUUUGAUUCCCAUUCCAAUUCCCAUUUGCUUCAGAUCCAAUGCAACCACUUUCGUAACCAAUCAAUUACCCUUCCCUAUCCAGUUACCAAUUCUCGCCCACAUAUAACCCUCCAAAAAUUUGGACCAUUUUUGCCCAAUCCCCCAUAAAAAAUCCAGCUUUUAGGUUCUUAUUGAACUCUGACUUAAGCCCUAACCCUAAUUUCAAUUAUCCAAAAUUCGAUCCCCUUCAGUUCCAAGAUUAGAUUCCCCACCCUCUCAAAUUCUUUUAGUUUUAGUCUUUCUUUGUUGGGUUUAAAUUUUUAGUCCUUAGCAUUUUGAUUUCCAAUUGCCAGCUGUAAUAUUUCAUAAUUAAGUUAGAAUUCCAAAUGGCAACUAGAGGUAGCAGAUCGGAGAAGGUGAAGAGAAUUUUCCAGCAAUUCGACGCGAACCGGGAUGGAGGUCUGAACAGGGAGGAGAUGGCGGCACUGGUGGUGGCCGUCAACCCUAGGGUGAAGUUCAGCGACGAGCAAAUCAACGCCAUUCUCGACGAAGUUUUCCGAACCUACGGCGAAUUCAUUGAUGGCGAAAAGGGCCUUACGUAUGACGGGCUGUUGCGCACUUAUGAUGAUGGAGCUGGCGAUGUUGACCGUGAUUUCGACGCCUUGGGUCUCGAGCUCAAGCCCGAAGCAGCUGCCGCUGGCAUCUCCGACGAAGCUGCCUCCACUUCAUCAAUCGCUGACGAGCGAGUUAUUGAGCCUCACAAGAAGCAGAGGACUGCGGCCUGGGCUGCAUCACCGAAUCACGGCAUUGUGUUUGAUGAUACGUGGAAAUUGGUGGAUGAUCUUGAUAUUUUAAUUAAAAGGUUAAAAUCGAAGCAAACGAAAGAUGGGAAGAUUAAAAAUGAUAAUUCGGAUAUGUAUUCAGAUGCCGGUUGGUCCAGAGAAUUGGGUCCAUCAACAGAGAUCUCGGACAAGAGAUUUCUCUGGGAGGAAUCUGGUCAUGAUUAUGUAGUUUUUGUGAAGGAAUUGGGUGUUUUGAGGUCGAGGGCAGACGGGGCAAGGUCAAGGGAGGAGGCAUUUGAUGGGCAUAUGGCUAUUGGAAGGGUUUUGUAUGAUUACCAUUUGUACAACGAGGCUCUUGUGAGCUUCAAGAGGGCUUCCGAGUUGCAGCCAACUGACGUAAGGCCUCAUUUUAGAGCUGGCAAUUGUUUAUAUGUACUUGGACGGCAUGGGGAGGCUAAAGGGGAGUUCUUGCAGGCAUUAGAGGCAGCUGAAGCUGGUGGCAAUCAGUGGGCUUAUUUGCUUCCUCAGAUACAUGUCAAUUUGGGAAUUGCUCUUGAAGGUGAAGGUAUGGUUCUUGGUGCUUGUGAGCAUUAUAGAGAAGCUGCUAUUUUGUGUCCAACUCAUUUUAGGGCAUUGAAACUUUUGGGUAGUGCAUUAUUUGGAGUAGGCGAGUAUAAGGCGGCUGUUAAGGCAUUGGAAGAGGCUAUUUAUAUGAAAAAUGAUUAUGCGGAUGCGCAUUGUGAUUUGGCCUCAGCUUUACAUGCUAUGGGGGAUGAUGAUAAUGCGAUUAAGGAGUUUCAGAAGGCUAUUGAUUUGAAACCUGGGCAUGUGGAUGCUUUGUACAAUUUAGGUGGGCUAUACAUGGAUAUGGGUAGGUAUCCAAGAGCUUCUGAAAUGUAUACCAGGGUAUUGGCUGUUUGGCCGAAUCAUUGGAAAGCACAGCUGAAUAAGGCAGUGUCGUUGCUGGGAGCUGGUGAAACUGAGGAAGCUAAGAAAGCUUUGAAAGAAGCUUUGAAAAUGACAAACAGGGUUGAAUUGCAUGAUGCAGUAGCUCACUUGAAGCAGCUCCAGAAGAAGAGGUUGAAGGGGAAUGGAAGUGGUACUGGGGAGGAGGUUUAUAUAACUGUGGAACCCUCGAAGUUCAAGACUGUGGGGGAGAGAACUACAUUGAGGCCAGAAUUAGCAAACUCGCUUGAUAUUAGAGCUUUUCAGAAGAUUACCAGACUGAAUCGAUGUGAUGUGGAACUGAUAAAGAAGCAAAUGAAUGACAACGAUGUACCAGUGUCCUACUCUGGCGGUGGUUUGCCUGAAAAAUCCAUACGCAAGGCUGCACUAGAGGAGAUUCUCCGCAAAUUACUGAGUUUUUUGAAGCCUGACACCUUUGUGGGAGCUGUUAAGGCAAUAAACCAGAAAAUCCUCUCUGUUCUGGAUGAAUCUGAGUCAGGCAGGGUGGAUUUGGGCUUGUUUUUUGCCGUUGCUGCCCCUCUUUGUGGAGGUCCUGCAGAGAGGCGGAAGCGGGUGGCAUAUGAUGCACUGCUGUGGCGGCCUGUCAAUGAAGGUAGCACCCAGAUAAGAAAAAGUGAUGCUCAAAGGUACAUCAAGCUCUUGAGGGCCAUCUACAUUCCUUCUCAAGGUGUCAGUGAAAUGCUGGAAAUACACGGAGAAAUGGAUACAUCACCGGUUUCUCUGACUGAGUUCCUUGCAAUGUUUGAUGAUCAAGACUGGGGUUUUGGUAUCAUGUCUACUCUGCUGAAGCUAGAAAUCGGGGACAGAAAUCGCCAUGGCAGGCAUAUUUGUGCAACUUGUAGAUAUCCUAUCAUUGGGUCCCGCUUUAAGGAGAUGAAAUCACACUUCAGCCUCUGCAGUCAAUGUUACAGUGAGGGGAAAGUUCCCCCAGCAUGCAAGCAAGAAGAGUACAGAUUCAAAGAGUACGUUAGUGAAGCUGAAGCAGUGAAGGAUAAGUGCCUAUGGUUCAAUUGGCAUUCUAAGAGUUCCCCCCCUGCUGUACCUAGCUAGCAAGGUUUAGUUUUUGGGUGAUUUUGCAGGCUUGAUGUAGAUGAUUUGUUCAGUGUGAAUUGCUUAGCACUUGAAUGUAUUUAGUGAGCUUUUUGGCCUUGUACAAUAAAUUCCUAUGAGGUCACUGGUACCUCUGUAUUCUUCACUUUGUGGCAGUCACUGUAAAGGUUCUCCUCUCUCUCCCUUUUCUUC